This is a messenger RNA of Diaporthe amygdali, 858 nucleotides long. RefSeq lists its product as uncharacterized. The transcript has a single exon. The record is from RefSeq and is a predicted model, not a curated record. Gene Ontology annotation, molecular function: oxidoreductase activity. Bases 1 to 858 code for a protein of 285 amino acids. NCBI's taxonomy places the organism in Eukaryota, Fungi, Ascomycota, Sordariomycetes, Diaporthales, Diaporthaceae.
AUGGCGGCUAGUCCCAGCAAGCCUCUACAUUUCCUCAUCACAGGCGCGGGCCGCGGCAUUGGUCGAGGCCUAUCCCGCCAGCUCAUCCAAAGGGGCCACCGCGUCUUUCUAGUAGACAAUAAUCAAGAGGAGCUUCGCCACACGUGCGACACGCUCACAAGUUCAGUGUCAGCAUCAUCUCAUACCCCAAAAGCGCCCAAAGUCUUCGACGCCCUGCAUUGCAACCUACGCCAACCGAGCGACAUCGAGAGGGUCGCAAAGGCAGCCUCAGACUUCUUCGCAGAUCACCUCGAUGUUCUCGUGAACAAUGCUGCAUUUACAGCUGGCGUUGGCGGUCCGAGUAUCCUCGACUCUGAGGACGGCCAGUUCAUGGCUUCAUGGACCGCCAGCUUGGAGACGAACCUGACAGCCCCGGUUCUUCUGAGCAAGGCAUGUCUGCCUAUGCUGAAGAAACAGCCAGAUAGUGGACGCGAGAACGGCGGCAGUAUUAUUCACAUGUCCUCUACGCGUGCCUACCAGAGCGAGCCAGAUUCGGAAGGCUAUGCCGCCACUAAGGCCGGCCUCAUCGGCUUGACGCACAGUAUGGCCGUCAGCCUUGCACCCGCGGGCGUCCGAGUGAAUGCCAUCCUCCCUGGUUGGAUCCACGUGGGCAACGAGUGCAAGGAAGCCGAUGAGAAAGGCACGAAGUGGGAAGAGGGGCUGUCGAAGGACGAUCAGAAGUGGCACUUGAAUGGGAGGGUUGGCAAGGUCGACGACAUCCUCGUGGCCGUCGAAUAUCUCACCAACGCAGAGUUUGUCACAGGCACGGAGAUGGUUGUUGACGGUGGUGUGACAAGAAAGAUGGUCUAUCCCGAAUAA